AAGACGACUUAGCUUUUGUACAAAGUCACGGCUAUUGUAAUUUUGUUUGUUCAUCAUAUGCUUUUCAGAUCAAUCUCCCUUCUAAUUACUUCCCGGCAUGCGUUAGAGGAACCCGACCGGUCGAAUUCCGGCCAUAUCAAAUAUAUGGCCUGAUGGCUUUUACCUCUUCUUCUUCUGUUACUGCUUCGCCAUCCACUCAGGGAUGGCCGUAUGAUGUUUUCUUGAGUUUUAGAGGUCCAGAUACUCGUCACACUUUUAUAGAUUUCCUUUAUGAGUCGUUGAAACGUAGAGGGAUUCGUACUUUCAAAGAUGACGACGAAAUGGAGAAAGGAGACUGCAUCUCCCCGAGCCUAUUAAAAGGUAUUCAAGAAUCACAGUUUUUUAUUCCAGUCUUCUCCAAAGGCUAUGCAUCUUCAAAAUGGUGUUUGGAUGAACUUGCAAUAACGAUGGAAUGUCCUGAUGAAAAGUUCAAAAACCAAAUUGUGGUGCCAAUUUUUUACCACGUGGAGCCUUCAGAUGUCCGGAAACAGGAAGGAAGGUUUGGAGAUUCGUUCAAAGGAUUGCUUGAAAAAAAUGGCAAGGAUGAUGAGGUCAAGGUAAGAAAAUGGAAGGAAGCCUUAAAAAAGGCUGGCGAACUCAAAGGGCAUCAUUUGCAGAAUGACUAUAACGGAUACGAAGCAAAAUGUGCAGAAGGAGUUGCAGCCGACAUACAUGCUCGAUUGAAUCAAGCAUCGGUAGCCUUUGAGGAUAACUUAGUGGGGUUGGAAUCUAGAGUUAACAACAUUAUUAACUGGUUGAGAUUGGCAUCUGAUGAUGAUGAUGCUGAUGCUCGGUUCAUUGGCAUUUGUGGUAUGGGAGGUAUCGGUAAGACAACAACUGCAAUGGUUGUUUUUAACAGAUUUUCACACCAAUUUGAUGGAGCUUGUUUUCUUGCCGAUGUUAGACAACAUAAUAUCAUUGAAUUGCAAAAAACCCUUUUAACAGAAGUCCUAAAAGAAAAAUCAGGAGUACAAAUAAGCAAUGCCCAAGAUGGAAAGGCGAAGAUAGGGAUGAGGCUUAAAGGGAAAAAGGUUUUGAUUGUUCUUGAUGAUGUAGAUGACAAGCUGAAACAAUUAGAUGAAUUAGCUGGUGGUCGAGAUUGGUUUGGUAGGGGUAGUAGAGUAAUUAUAACCACAAGAGAUGCAGGAGUAUUGCGUUCCCAAGGAGUUGUUGAAAAGUAUAUAUACCCAAUAGACAAAUUAGGAGAGGAGGAAGGUAUUCAACUAUUUAGAUCAUAUGCCUUUGAAAAGGAAGCUAAGACUGACUUUGAAGAACUCUGUGGAUCAAUUGCGCGUUCUUGUAAGGGUCUUCCAUUAGCACUUAAAGUUUUGGGAACUUCUCUUUGUGGAUUAGAUGUUGCUGUCUGGGAAAGCACUUUAAAGGACCUCAAGGACAAGGCCGAUAAUAAUAUUUAUGAGACGCUUAAGAUAAGUUAUAAUAGACUAGAUUCCAAAAACAAAAAAAUCUUUUUACAUAUUGCAUGUUUUUUCAGACACAAGAAGGAAGAAAAUGUAAAAGAUGUGCUUAAAAGUUGUGAUCUGCAACCAGACAGUGCUAUGCGUGACCUCACUGAAAAAUCUCUUAUAUCAGUCACAGACUAUGGAACAGUAGAGAUGCAUGAUUUAAUCCAAGAAAUGGGUUGGCAUAUUGCAAGAGAGGAGAAACCUAGAAGCAGGGUCUGGCAACUUAGGGAUGUUGAUGAUAUGUUAGACAGAGAAAUUGAACCUAAAGACAUAGAAGGUAUUGACUGCGAGGUUAGUGGUUGGGGUGAUCGUUCCGUUGAAAUAAGUAUGAAAGAGAUGAAAAAAUUGAAGAUGCUCAAAGUUGGUGAUCUUGAUCGUGUUUUCCAUCUCAAGGAAAACUACGAUCACGUUUUCCAUCUCAAGGAAAACUAUCUCCCUAACAGUUUGAGGUGGCUUGAAUUUUACUUCUAUCAGUUCACUUCAUUACCAGAAAGCUUUGCACCAUCCAAGCUUGUUUGUCUUUCUUUGCGGUCCAGUUCUCUACAAAAUUGCACGAUCACUCAGAAAUUAGACAAAUUGACCCUUUUGGAUCUUAGCGGGUCCAAGGCUUUGUUAGAAACCCCAGAUUUUGAUUGGAUGCCAAAUUUGAGGACAUUAAACCUUCAAUACUGCGAGGAUUUAAAAGUGGUCCAUCCAUCUAUUGGAAAUCUUAACAAGCUUGUUUUAUUGGAUUUAAGUGGAUGCAGUAAUCUUGAGAGUCUUCCUAGCUUCAAUCAAGUUUCAUCUCUCAACUCUCUUGAUCUUUUGAAUAAAUUAGACAAAUUGACCCUUUUGGAUCUUAGCGGGUCCAAGGCUUUGUUAGAAACCCCAGAUUUUGAUUGGAUGCCAAAUUUGAGGACAUUAAACCUUCAAUACUGCGAGGAUUUAAAAGUGGUCCAUCCAUCUAUUGGAAAUCUUAACAAGCUUGUUUUAUUGGAUUUAAGUGGAUGCAGUAAUCUUGAGAGUCUUCCUAGCUUCAAUCAAGUUUCAUCUCUCAACUCUCUUGAUCUUUUUGAAUGCAUAGAACUAAAGAAUUUUCCAGAAAUAAAGGAAAGAAUGCCACAUCUAGUGGAGUUGGAAUUAAUAAAUGUUGGAAUCAUAGAACUCCAUUCAUCGAUCCAACAAUUGCAAGGCCUCACUAAGCUAUAUUUGGAUAAUUGUGAACAUCUUGUAUGCCUUUCUAACGGCUUCUGUGAGCUGAAAAAUCUCAAAGUUCUUAAGAUUGAAGAUUGCGGAAAUCUAAAAUCAUUGCCAAAAAAUGUCAAAAGUUUGAACUCGUUGGAAUAUUUGAGUCUGAAAGGAAGUAAUUUUCGUUCUUUACCUAAAAGUUUCAAUCAACUCCCUCGCCUUCAACACCUUGACAUCAGACAUUGUAGUGAACUUAGAGUGUGGUCUUUACCAAGGACUAUAAGGCAACUAUAUGCAGAUGCUUCUUUUGCCCUUCAUGGAAACAUAGCUGUCAUAACAAAAAAGUGCUCAAAAUUACAGUCACUCGCAUGCUCUUUUGAUGAGUAUUUUGAUGAUAGAAAAUGGCCAGGGCAUUUUUUAGCUGAGAUGUGUAUUUGUUUUCGGUCUCAAAGAAAGACUCCUUGCAGUGUUACCUUUCCAGUCUCUUCAGAAAUGCGUCUAGAAACCAGCAGGACUAAUAAGUUGAGAUUAUUCCAAUACCGAUGCUAUGACUCAAAUGGUAUCUCCAUUUCCUUCAGGUAUUGUAGAAGCCUUGUGGGGUUUGCUGUAUAUUUCUUCUCUUCAAACGAUGAAGAUGUAUCGGAAGAACACUACUACCAAGAAAAUGAUGAUCUGCAUUGCACAGUCACAGCCAAAUUGUCACAGAAAGAUAAUGGAAAUGAAGUUUUUGAAAGAGAAUAUGUGAUUGUCAAACUAGAUAGUGAAGAAGGAGUACAUAUGUGUUUUCUCUACAUACCAUUUAGUAGUUUGUGGCCUGCAGAAUCUAAUAUUAAUAUAAAUAAUGUAAGCCCAAAUUACUUUUUAAGAUUUGAGGUGAACUUUAUGAAUUCGAAAGCGACUUCAGAUUGGGGUUGCAGUUUAUUAUAUGAAAGGAGCAAUACACCAGCUAGUUGGGAUAAUAGUGGUUCAGCAGGAUGCACAACUAAUAUUGGACCCUUGGGCAUAUUGGAAUACUUGAAUCUCACCGAAAAGAAAUUUGAACAUUUUUUACCUGAAGACAUCAGUCAACUUCGUCGUCUUCAAUACCUUGACAUAAGUGGUUGUGGAAGAAUAGAAAGGUUACCAGAACUCCCAGCUACUAUAGGGGAACUAUAUGCAAAUACUUAUUUGGCUUCAGAAAGCAACAUAGUUGAGUUCGCAACUAAGUAUUCAGAAUUAUAUUCUGUCUCAUUCUCUCAUUCUAUGUAUGAUGACCAAGCUGCCUCUCCAGUACCUGAGAAGUUGGCUAAGGAGUUUAUUCCCAUCACACAACCUUUUCUAAAUAGAAACACUCCUUUUGCUGUCACCUAUCCUCUUGACUCUUACCGUGAUUAUAUUAUAUGUAAAUGCUUCAAAUAUCCUCAUCAUGACCCACACCACGAUCCUUGCAAGAUCUCCAUUUCUCUUGAUCCUACCUGGUAUAAUCAUAACUUUGUGGGGUUCGUUGUAUGUUUUGUGUUUCCAAAAGAAGUGAGAUGGGAUACACACCCAGACAUUCGCCCUUUUAGGUCUUGUCGGCUCAUAACCAAACUUACACACAAAGAUAAUCGAAGUGAGCCUCCACUCCAAACCGAAUGUGUGAUUGGCAGACUAUAUGAUGAGGAAUUUGAUGGGAGAUUUGAUGAUGAGGAAGAUAUUGUAUGCUUUGUGUACAUACCAUUUAGUAGUUUGUGGCCUAAAUCUAAAGUUAUCACGGAUGAUACUACCCCCAAUCAUUAUUUGGUAUUCGAGGCAUCAAUUCAAGACUUGGAAAUUUCAAAAAAUAUCUAUCUUGAGAAUUAUUUGAAGACUCCAACAGAAUUGAGUUGUGGAACACAAUGCAGUUGCGGAACACAAUGGAGUUGCGAUUUAUUGUAUACAGAUGAUGAAUCAUUAACUAAAGAAAUACGGCGAAAAAGGGAGCUUGGUUCUUUUAACAGGGAAUCUGGUUCUAGUGAGAAUGAUUCAGGUCCAAAUAGAACCGAACUAUGGGAGUUCACUAAAAUUGUAGAUGGAGUUCAAUGCCGAAUGGUUUCCAUGCCAGAGUGCUUUGAUACUGAGGUUGCCCGACUUCUUUAUACAAAUUCUGGUGUUGGCAUCUUGGCUCUUAGCUCAAAUGGUAUUCAAAAACUGUGGAAAUGUCCCAACAAUGAACAAAACCCAACCGGAAAGCAAUAUUGGCAACCAAACAGUGGUCUUCUCAUGAUUAAUGAUGUAGGUUUCGAUCUCGAGGAAGUAGUUCCUUGCAUAGACCUCUCCAAGAACGACUCUUAUAUUGUGUCAGCUGAUGAUGAUGGAGAGGUUUCAUUCUUGGACAUCAUGACAUUUGAGGUAUUGACAACAUACAGUCCACCAGAUACACCAACUUUCUUAGUUUUCUGUCCUUGUGACAAUAACAUCGUUGCAAUUGGUAUGGAGAAUGGGACCAUAAUUAUAUACAAUGUUAGGGUAGAUGAGGUCGAGGCUGAACUUUUAGAAGGUCAUCAUGAAGAUGUCACUGGUCUAGCAUUCUCUACUACUGACCCUAACAUGCUGGUUUCAUCGUCUGCUGAUGCCCAGGUUUGUGUAUGGAACAUUGUUGGUAGAAGACAAAACAGAAGAUCAGUUCACAUCCAGUCGCCUGAUGGUGAAGUGUGUUCAGGUUGCACAGAUGUGAUGUUCCAUACUGUCCAACUCCACUUAUUAUUAGUUACACAUGAAACUCAAUUGGCAAUAUAUGAUACAUCUAAUAUGGAACGCAAACGUCAGUGGAUCCCACAAGGUUGCCUUUCUGCACCAAUCUCUUUUGCUACAUACUCCUGCAAUAGUCAACUAGUUUAUGCAUCCUUUACUGAUGGGAAUAUUGGAGUACUUGAUGCUGAUAACCUAACAUUGAGAUGCUGUAUUGUUCCAUCUGCUUAUUUAUUUCAGCCCCUAUUGAAUAGCGAGGAUGUAGUGUAUGCAUUUGUGAUUGCAGCGCAUCCACAGAAACCGAACCAACUUGCAAUUGGAUUGACAGAUGGGUCUAUUAAAGUCAUUGAACCACUGGAAUCUGAAGGAGAGUGGGGAAUAUCUCCCCCUAUUGAUAUUGAAAUUCUAAAUGGAAAAGAAGGUGAAGAUGAGGGAAGGGGUAAAUCACUUGAUGCAGGGCAGGGUAUUGAAGUUGGAAUGUCAAAACAUAUUGAUUCAGUGAAUGAAAAAGAAAAAGAAAGAGAGGAUGAGCAAAGAAAGAAGGAUCUUCUCAACAACGACAAGACUCUAAGUUCAUCAAAACAAAAUAAGAAAAUAAGAGAUCAAAGUGAUGAACUAUCUGUUACUGGUAUACAACCUCCUAUUGUUGGCAAUAAUGCCUCAAAGCACUUGUGGGACAAUUUCAUCAACUCGUUGGCAUCAUUUCUACCUGAUAAAGACUACAUUGAGUUGGAGAUAGAUCAAGCACUCUUCCAUCAUACAAACACGCGUUCUAUUGUUGUGAUGAUAGAGGAUAUAAAGGAUUUGAUGAGGAUGGAGUGCCUGGACGUUUCAAUUAUACAAGUGUUUAUAUUAUUUCUUAAUAAGUUGUGUAAUCAGCUUCAAGUCACGUCAAUUGGAUUUGUCAGUCCGGCUCAGAUUUCAAUGGAUAUGGUUAAACAGAAUGCUCCCGAUGUUACAUCAUAUUUCAUUAACGUCAUGGAGCAUCACAAAAAUAAACAAUUUAUUUUAGCACCAUAUAAUCAAAAAUUUCAUUGGUUACUUUUGGUGAUUUGCAUACCCUCAAGAAGUUUAUAUGUCUUGGAUCCCUUGCCUUGUGAUCGCAUCAUUGAAAUUAAAGAAAUUCUGAAUACGGCAUUUGACUCUGUAUCAACUAAUGGACCGGUCAAUUGGAAGCAAUGCAAAUGCCCGAUACAACCAGGAGGUGUUGAGUGUGGAUAUUAUGUCAUGCGAUACAUGUUUGAUAUCGUGACAAAAUAUUCAUCUGUUGAUUGUUUGGAUGAGGCAUUUGAAAGCAAUAUUCCGUACUCUAUCAACGAAAUAAAUGAGAUUCGAGACCUAUGGGCAAAAUCCUUCUUGGAAGAGUGCCGUCAAACUGCAGAGAGUGAACGGAGUCCUGCUAAUGAAGAUUGUGAAACUGAAGAGAGAUCUGUGUUCACUCAACUUGAGCUACCUACUGGGGAAGCAGAACAGAGUGAACAGACUCCUGCUAAUGAAGAUUGUGAAGCAGAAGUUGAGGAAAAUCAACGUUCGCUUAUAUGGUGUUUUUGGCAAUGUUGCUCAGUUGUUUUAAAGCACAUUCAGAGACGUGGGUAAAGCUGGUGUCUUUUGAGGUGUGUUUGGAGUACAUUGGCAGCACUUUUGCAAUGGAAUUUGCAGGGUGUUUUAAUCUCAAGUGUGGUUGAAAUUGCAGUUGGUAUAGGUGUGUGUUGAUAUCAUCAGUGUUUUUUCAAGUGUGUUGGCAGUAUUUUUGCAGUGGACCUUGUAGUAUAUGUGAUAUUUUCCACCAUUUCUUUCAACUCAAAGGUUUCUGGUGUGCUUGGUUAUGUAAUUCUUGGACUUUAACCUUGUAUUCAUGGUAUUGUUUGUUGACUACUUAAGUUUGUUUUUAAAUAAGUGAUUUUGUAUGGGAAUUUUA
Ipomoea triloba (trilobed morning glory) is the source of this 7275-nucleotide messenger RNA. RefSeq lists its product as uncharacterized. The record is from RefSeq and is a predicted model, not a curated record. Gene Ontology annotation, molecular function: cysteine-type peptidase activity; ADP binding; protein binding. NCBI's taxonomy places the organism in Eukaryota, Viridiplantae, Streptophyta, Magnoliopsida, Solanales, Convolvulaceae. The transcript is spliced from 26 exons. Gene Ontology annotation, biological process: signal transduction; proteolysis; defense response. The coding region runs from base 153 to 6953 and encodes 2266 amino acids.